This is a messenger RNA of Diprion similis, 4443 nucleotides long. Its product is annotated as chromatin assembly factor 1 subunit A-like. Gene Ontology annotation, biological process: nucleosome assembly. Gene Ontology annotation, cellular component: nucleus; CAF-1 complex. The transcript has 10 exons. The record is from RefSeq and is a predicted model, not a curated record. Bases 365 to 3502 code for a protein of 1045 amino acids. Lineage: Eukaryota; Metazoa; Arthropoda; Insecta; Hymenoptera; Diprionidae.
UGAGGCACUUCGAUGUGAAGUUUCGGAACACAUUGCCGUACACAAAGUUCACAAAUCACAAAGCAGAAAACCUGUUUAAUUCCCGCGCGAUUUCUUAUGUGGGAGGCAGUAUCGUGUUAUUUAUCAAACCAUUCAACAAUAUAAAGUAAAUAUUUUCAAAGUUUCGUCGGUAUCUCACGUGCGACAAUUUUUCAAUGAUAUGAGCUAACUAUCAAUUUUCAAAAUUUUUUAUUGCUUAUUCAACUUGAUGUCAAUUUAAGAGGUUAUAGUAUUGCGAGCAGUCAGUAAUGACUUGCCUCGUUAGCAUUUACACUUCUACAAGACCGGGGAUCGUUUGACUGACGACAAUUAGAGGAAUCUUACAAUGAAAGUUAUGGAAGUCUCUAUCGAAGAGAAGGAUUGCACUAACGAAAUAGUGACACCUCCGAGAAAAAAAAUGAAGCAAGCUCAGCUGCCAUUUCAAAUGGUCAGUUCAUUGGGGUCGCCCAAUACAAUGGCAAACAAAAAGAGGAAGCUAGAAUCACCAUCACCAGUGGAAAACAAAAGUUCUAGGACUGGGAAGAUGGCUAAGAAACAAAAUGUGGCUAAAAGGGCCAAGAGUAGUGAAGUUGAAAUUAUCGAAGUGGAUUUGUCGGAUGCGGAAAAUGUGGAUGAUGGAGGAAAUGCUAAGACGUUAGUGGAAUUUAAAGAAGAAGGUACGGCCAAGCGUGCUGAAAAAAUUUCAAUUGAUAGUGAAAUUGAUGUCAAAAAACGCAAGGAUUAUGGUUCGUUAAAUAGGUUUUUAAAAAAAGCUCAGAGUAAAGAAUCAAAGGAUGAUCUCCAGCUUUUAGCAAUGAGUGAUUAUGAAAGUGGCAGCAGCAAAGACAGCGAUACUUCAUUGAAAGUAAAAUUAGACUUACAACCAUCAAAGGAAGUUCUAGAGCAAAGCUCUAAGAAAAUCGUUGAACAAAGUUCGGAAAGAACUAUGGAACAAAUUUCAGAAUCUAAAAAUUGUACGGAUCAGAUCAAAGAGAAUAAUAGUGCCGCCUCGACAAACAUUACAGAAUCUCAGAUUAAUAUUGAAUCACCUGACAAUACUGAGCAGAACAUCACCAGUGAGGAGGAGAAACUCCUUUCCGAAGGGAUGAAAAAUUCAGACACUGAUUCAACCUCUCUUCAAAAGGAUAGCACACAUUCUGAUAACACUAAUGCUAAGAAUGAUGAAUCGGAUUCUGAUACUGGUGGUUCAUCAUCGGACGAAGAUGCCGACGACGACCCAGAUAAGUCUAGUAAUGAGAAUACAGACAAGGAUAAAACAUUAGAAGAAAAUGAUGGAAGCAAAACACCUAGAAGUGACAAAUCGGGUUUAUUUAAAAACAGAAAAUUAACUCCAAAACAAAUUGAAAGACGACUUCAGAGUGCCAAGAAACGCGAAGAAAAGCAACGGUUGAAAAUGGAAAAAGAGAAGAAGCGGGAAGAGCAGCGUGAGAAUCGUAGGAAAGAGAAGGAAGAAAAGAGGAAGGAGAGGGAAGAGAAGGAGAAACUCGAGAAAGAACAAAAGCGAAAAGAAAAAGAAAUGAAGGAGUUGAAAAAGCAAAUUGAAAAUGAGCAAAGGCAGAAAGAGAAGGAGGCAAAGGAGGAGGAGCGUCGAAAGAAAGAAGAAGAGGCUGAGCGUAAAAAACAAAAGGCUGCAUCUACUUUUGCAAACUUCUUUGUUCCGAAAAAGCAGGAAACAAAAGCUCUCGAAGAAGACGGUGUGGUUAAAGACCAAAAUUUCAUGCCAUUUGAAGUCAAAGUAGACAUGAAGGUGGCUCCGAUAACUAGGCGGAAUCUUAAUAAUGAAACAAAAUUAACUUUCGAUGGAUUAUUCAACAAAGGAGUCUUGCAAAACGAAUUAUAUCUCAAUCAGCUAAAACGAAAUCGCAAUGUUAUUGGUAGAUCCGGAAGAACUUGGCCAUGUGAGAUCAAAGAUGAUAUCGUUAUUAUUGAUGAAGAAGACAGUUCCUCCGAUGCGGUGGACCAAGGGGAUGCCGCAGUGGUAGAAAAGCAUCAUCCCAAGCUCUUCAUGUUCGCUGAGAAUCGUCGACCGCCUUUUUGGGGAACGUGGAGAAAGAAAAGUGUGCAUAUAAAGCCACGGAGACCAUUUGCUAAAGAUCCGAAAUGGUUUGACUACGACGUCGAUUCCGACGACGAAUGGGAGGAAGAGGAACCCGGUGAAUCCCUCCGAGGGUCGGACGAUGAGCGUGAGGAAGAAGGACCCGAAGAAAAUGAAUACGAUGUCGACAAUGAAUUCAUGGUACCCCACGGAUAUCUCUCGGAUGAAGAGGCCAAAGCGGACGAAGAGGACGGUGAGGAUAUGUCGCCGGAGACUCAAAAAUUAAAAUUGAAGCUACUAGGCGAACAGUUUGAGGCUGAGAGAAAAACUAAAACGUCCAAAAUCAAGCCCAAGGUCAUUGGAUGUGUUUGGCAAGGAUCGGUUAACGCUUUUCCAGAAAAUGUUACACCGCACGUGAUAGAAAUUCUUAUGGCUCGGCAGGCGUGGGUACGCGAAAUUCCAGUGACAUUAAGCGCGCUGCAUACUUCGGAAAGUCUAGCUCCGAGUAUGGCAGACCGUCAGAGUCCAACACUACAGACGACUGGGCCGAAGAAGAAGAAAGUGCCGGAGGAGGCGAUACCAAACCUGAUACGUUUGGUGCACGGCAACACGAACGGGAGGAUAUUCUUAAUGAAAGAAUUCAUGGCGUUUUGGGAGAAGAACAAGACCGGGGAUAGGCAAAUAUCGAAACUGAGUUUUUCUCAAAAAUUGCGAGAAAUCGCCAGUUGGAUCGCGUGUCCUGAGGAGGGACCGAUGCACACGCGCUCUUGCUGGUACGUUCGCGAAGAUAUUCGUAAGAAGUACGAUUGUCUUGACGUGACGUUACCGAAUCGAUGGGAGUACACUUUGCGACCCGCCCGGCGGAGCGAAGUUCCCGAUAUUGAAAAGACGGAGAAAGUCGACAAGGAGAAGAAAAGAAUACCACUGAUUACCCAAUUCACCAAGAAGAUCACCCAGGAGGAGAUGCAGAAGCAGCUAGUUAGCAAGUCGACUUCUUCUCAAAGCAAACCUCCCAAGAGAGCUGCCUUGAUAUCAUUGCCAAGAGAUGAGCAGUUUCUAAAAUCGUCGAGAAACAAUUUGCUCUCAAAGUUUGUAACUUGCGGUGAUUCUUCGAAGACCGUAGAAUGUCAAGAGAACAAAGCUGACGGCGAUCGAGAAGUUUUAAUUCUAGACCGGAACGAAACUAAAUGUCAAGAGGUAAAUGUUCAAAUCGCAGACGUUGUUCAGAAGUCUGCUGCAGAAACCGAGCAGACAUCCACAGACCCCGAAAUUGCCGAGAAUUCGGAGGCUUCUGACCGUGUAAAAAUGAAUACAAGUCAAGCCCCGAACUUGCAAAACAAGGACGAAGAGGUAAUUGAAGCGAAGAACAAGAGUCCUGUGCCAGAGUCGAUGGACAUCGUAGAAAACGGCAUAGUUGUAUUAGAUUAGGCUUAUUCGGUAACGAACUUUGCUUACACUGCCCAAAGUCUGACCCCUCGCGUCUCGGUGUUCAGUACUAACAGUAUAUUACGAGUAACGAAUUCCAGUGCCUUUUUAUCGUCGGCUGUGACUCGCUCGCGGCCAUUUUUUUCAAUUGAUUUUAUUUUUGUGCGUCUAUUAAGCUUACAUACACACCGCAUACGUAUGACAUAUUAAAGUACCUAUUAUCGAAGUUAAAUUUAUACACGUAUUGAAAAAAUGAAUUAAUAAAAGAUAUAUCGGAAAUUACUAAGAAAACAGUUUUUCGUGUGGAAAUCGUACACUUCAGGAGCCGUUUUUACGUGGUUUCUCUUUUACUGUUUACGAAAGUAAGCCGAUACUAGUUUUUUAUGAAAACCCUCUAGAAAAUAUCUUCUAGAAAUGUUGAGCUAUUGAUAAAAAUUUUUCAUAGUCCGACCUAAUCAUACUAUUCGAGUUUUUUUAUCCCGUGUGCUUUGGGUAAUGUAUUAGAAUCUGAGCUAACGUUUGAACGAUUACGAUUUCCAAUUUGGCAGUAUAAUCGAAUGAUCAUCGAGACCUGUUAUUUACAAUUCAUGAGUUCACUUUCGGUCGGUAAACGGAAAAUGGAAUUAUAGGGGCAGGGGGGGGGGGGGGGGUAAGAGAUAUAGAAGAGAGGCAAAUGAAUGAUCCUUGGCAUGCAAUAUGUUAUAUAGAUUUAUGUCAAAGUAAAUUUCAGAAUUUAAGAAAUAAAUUUUUGGCUAAGUCGUAAUGAAAAAUUGGCUCUCCGUGAGCACACUUUCAUUCCAUUUAUGUUUCCGAUCGAUCACAUGUAUCACUGCUUUAUAUUAUUACUAUACUCGUUCACAAACACAUAAUAUUCCAUACGCAUUUUGUAUUUGUAAAUCUAUUUUUCACCAUUUUAUUUUUACGGAUUUUUUUUUUGUCAUAAU